Molecule: messenger RNA, 1152 nt
Organism: Pantherophis guttatus
Lineage: Eukaryota; Metazoa; Chordata; Lepidosauria; Squamata; Colubridae
Source: RefSeq, a predicted model, not a curated record
CAGUAGAAGAAUUCUGUGUCACUUGAGAAUCAUCAUGAUCUGAAUGCUGCAUUUAGAUGUUUCUCCCUUUUCAUCGAUUGUGCAUCAUUGCUGUAUGCAGGUCACAUAUUAAGAUGACUAAUAUUUGUGUUGAAUGAAAAUGCUGUACCUGGAAGGAUAGCAUUUUGAAGAGAAGACUUUUAUAUGAAAGAAUCACAGGUUUCCAUUAAUCUACAGCAUACAAAUGUUCAAAAUCAUUAAACUCAAACCUUUGGAAAUAGAAGGGUCUUAUAUAAUCUCAGCAAAGGCAAAUGCAUGAACCCAUUAAAUCCAAGUUAAUGUUUGUGAAGAUGGGAAAAUUUACUAGCAACACAUACCAAGAUCCCAAACCAUAUGAUUAUAGACAGUAUGACCAAGGAAUUCCAGAUUUUGUGACAAGUUAUGCCAGGGAUCCUUUAAAUCUAAAGUUCAAAUCACAAUGCUUAAGCAAAAUUUAUGGACUGCCUCCUCUGAAAGAUGAAAAAAAACAGUCAACCUCGAAAGAAAGAUUCAUGACCCACAAGCCUCAAGAACUGAAGUGGGAUUCAAAGCUAUUUCUACCCAAGGAGCCCUGGCCUACAAAAGCUUGUUCCUUUACGAGGCAUAGAAACCAUUGGAGUGCACCUAUAGAUCGUGUAGAAGAAACAUUAAGCAAACUGUGGCUGAAAGAGGCAAUUAAGAAUCAGAAAGAAAUCAGAAGGAAAACAGUAGAAAAUAUAAAGCAAAAAUUACCAAGUAUACCUGUUUCCAUUCGAAAGCAACAAUUGACUGGAAGGAAGGAAGAAAAAAGCUUACCCAAAACACUCCAUUCCCCAUCACUAUCCUUAGGACAUUGUGAAUGGUCAAUGGCUAAGAAUAUGAGCCUUGUAAAGCCAGAACCUUUAGGCUUCUUGCUGCCCACAGGUAUAGCUCAAACUGUACCGGAGCUGAAAUACAAGUAAUGAAAAUAUUUCCAAAAAAUUUGCCUAAAUGUUACUACUAUUGCUUUUUAACAUUUAGAAUCAAUGGUAUUCCGGCUAGUAUAGAAUAAUUUAUUUCAUACCUGUGCGCCCAUGCUAUUAGUUCAGUGAAUGUUAAAUUAAAAAGCAAAACACAUGUACAUACAUAAUAAAUGAUCAUAAAAUGUCCAUAAAA